Porites lobata is the source of this 10296-nucleotide messenger RNA. Lineage: Eukaryota; Metazoa; Cnidaria; Anthozoa; Scleractinia; Poritidae. The record is from the annotation of a GenBank genome assembly.
CUUCAUGACCUCGAUGCAUCGUUCUUUUUAAAAUUUAUUGAUUUUUUUCGAAAAGAGUGGAAUCCUGAGAAUGCGUGCUCUUCCAGCUACUUAUGUAGAGGGUUUCCAUGAUUUAGAAGCUGUGAAAAAGAUGAAGUACCAGCCACUGGGCCGAACAGGAAUGGAUGUUUCCAAGUUGAGUUUUGGUAAGGUGGUAAGUGAAAGCUUCAACCAGAUGCAAAAAUGUUGAGAAACUCUGACGAAAAACCGGCCUUUCUGACUUCAAAUCGCCGCUAUUCACACAUCUGUGAGAUAUAGAACUCACGCCCUCCCUCCCCUUCAUCCAAAGCAGGAGCCCAUCAAUUGAUGAACUCCUGUUCAAAGCUGUUCUUCGCGAUCUUCCAAGUUUUGAGCAUCGUCUUGUGCGGCUAGCAACCUUGAUAGGGAGAGGAGAGGGGCUCACUAGUUUGUCAAUGUAGCUUCUCACUUCGGCCCGUUAGGGUAUUUUUUGGAAUCUGUAGAUGUAAGAGAAGCCUCCCUUCCCUUCCCCACACAUCACAUCACAUCACAUGAUCUGUUUUUGUUGCGACAUCCCUUCAAUGUCAUGAUGGAGAUAAGCUUACAGUGACAUGAUGGAAAAGAAAAAUGUGUGCAAGUGGAAGCACUGCAUGACAUGCCUGUAGCUGUGCCUUCUCUGAUGGAGAAAUUCCUACUAGACUUGGGUAUUAUUGUGCAUGUCGUGCAAAUAUCAGGGGGAGGGGAGGGGGGAGGGUAGUACUGCCAUACAUACAUACUACAUACAUACGGUCAUAUUUUUUAUUUGUUCGGCUAUAUAGGUAUGUGCCGCUGUGAAGGGUAUGGUUUUCAAGCAGUUUACUCUGGGAUAGGAUAUAUAAAUCAGAGAGUUUGGGUCUAGAAUAGGGUAUCAUUUUCCUGGAAACUGAUUAGUUGGUUGAAGAUUUUAGUCUUGAGAAUUGCCGCUCAAAAAUAUAAAAAUAUCAAAUCGGUUUUGUUUUGACUGGACUGUGCUAGUGACCCCAGUAGUUUCUGGAUAAUUAAGCUACUCUAGGAUAGUUUAGUCUAAUAUAGGGUAGCAAAAUUCACUUGAACUAGUUUUGUUAGACUAAGGAUUCCAGGGUCCCAGUGGCACAUCCCCACCCAAAAAUUCCUGAAGUACCCCCCUCACCCCGGGUACAAAAUGGAUUUGUACUUUUCAUUGACAUGUGGACAUUGACUUCUGCUUCCUUUUUUGCACUAGCUGUAAUUCAUUAAUCACAGUGUACAUGUAUGUUCAAUGUAUUUAAAUGCAAUUUUCUGAGUGUAACCGACUCAAUGAGAUGCAUAAUUUUAUUUGUCAUGUCAGGAGCAUCAUCACUUGGAAGUGUUUUUCGAGAAACCAAUGAGCUGGAAUCUAUUAAAGUUGUUCACCAUGCAAUAAAAAGUGGUAUCAACUAUAUUGACGUAGCUCCUUGGUAUGGGCAUGGUAAAGCUGAAACUGUCUUGGGAAAGGUAAAUAUUUAUAAUAUUAUUUUCCACACACUUUGUAUAAAAUAUGAUGUGACUAUUCCCACAAUUUUUGAAAAAAUAUUGAAAAAAAUAAAGAGGACACAUUCCAAACAAGUUGCUCAUUAAGUACAAAGAAUUUAGAACCUCUUGAUCCAAACACCUUAACUUCUUAUGUAACAAGAGUCACUCCUACAAGAUGCGACAUAGAGUUAAAUUGGGAGCUAGUGAAGAAGAAAAUUGAAAAAUCAUCAAACCUGAAUAAAGCUACUGGACCGGACCUGGUCUCACCCAAGGACCUUAAACUCCUUGGGGAAUCUUCUAUCCAUAGCCUGCUGCCAGUUUUCAAGAAAAGUAUAGAUGAUGUAGUUUUUCCAACAAACCGGAAACUCUCACGUGUUAAGCCAGUAUUUAAAAAGGGAGCACCCACUGAUAUGAGCAACUUCAGGCCCAUAUCUCUCUUAAGUAUCCCAGGAAAGAUUCUUGAAGACAUUAUAAGCAACAGCAUAGACAAUCACAUUGAAGCUCAGAACCUGCUUAGUGACAAUCAAUGGGGCUUUCGCAAGAAUCAUUCUACAGAGGGCCUCCUUCUUCAUCUUACUGACACUUGGAAGUGGGCCCUAGAUAAUAAUCUUAAAGUUGGUGUUCUGUUUAUUGACUUCAGGAAGGCCUUUGACUCGGUGAACCAUACCAUCCUAUUACAAAAAUUGAAAGCUGUUGGUGUAACAGGAAAUUUACUAUCUUGGAUGGGAAGCUACCUGUUAAAUCGUAACCAAUUUGUUCAAGUUAAUGAAGUGAAAUCAGACACUAGCUCUAUCAAGUUUGGAGUACCACAAGGGUCAAUCUUAGGACCCGAACUGUUCUCCCUUUAUGUCAAUGACUUUCCUGAAUCUGUAACCUCGGGAGAACUUUAUAUGUUUGCUGAUGAUACUACCAUAUUCACCAUAAGUGAUAAUAUUGAUACUAUAAUUAAGGCCAUGCAAGUUAUACUAGAUCAAGUUCUUAGUUGGUGUGGUGCUAACAGAUUGAUUGCUCAUGAAACUAAGUCAGAAGCCUUAUUAUUAUCUAAACAAAGAUUCAUUGGUCCAUUGUUGCCUUUGAAGUAUGGUGAAAAAUUUAUUGAAUUAAAAUCAUCAUGUAAAUGUCUAGGAGUAACUAUAGACAGUAAUCUUUCUUGGCAAGAACACACUAAAAGUCUGUUAAAAUCUUUUAAUAAGAAAAUAGCAGUCCUCAGCAGAAUUAAAUUCUUGCCAUCAUCCAUUCUACAGACCAUUUAUUUUAGGACUGUACUUCCAAGUGUCUUAUACGGAAUACUAGUAUGGGGUUCCUGCUCACCUGCACUAAUGGAUGAUCUUGAGCGUGCUCAUAUACGAGCUUCUAAACUUAUUUUUAAACUUUCAAGGAACUCGAAUGCUGAUCAAUUAAAUAAAUUGAAAGGCUGGAACAAUUUAUCAUUUUACUAUACUAAGAGAAUGUUAGUAGAAGUGUAUAAAUCCUACUAUAGAUGCAAUACCAAUGUUUUAAAUGAUCUAGUAAUGUUAAAACAAUCAUCUCACUGCCUGAGGAAAUCAAUGAAUAUUGAAUUUCCAAGUCCCAAAACAGAAAUUGGCAGGCUGACUUUUAAGCAUAGAGCUGCCAUUGCUUGGAACUCACUUUCUGAUUCGAUCAAAAAGUCUUCUAGCUUAGAAUGUUUUAAAAAAAGACUUAGAUCUAGCAAGGACUUAAUUAAUUCUAUAAGCUAUAAUAAGGAAUCUUCCAUGAUAAGAAAUAGGAAUGAGGAAUUUCUUUAUUAAUCUUAUUUAUAUUUGUAUUGUUAUUAUUAUUCAUUAUUUAACUUCUGUUGAUUUUCUAUUUAUUCACAUGUACAUACUUUAGUUUUUUUUUUAACAAGUAGAUAGGCAGGUCCACAUCAGGACUUCAGUCUUGCGUAUUCUGUAACCUGCGUUACCAAAUAAACUAUGUAUGUAUGUAUAUGUAUGUAUGUAUGUUAUAAAUCAUUCUAAUCAUUCCAGCUAAUAGUGGCAUGGUGUAAACUGGUCACAGUUUUUUUCCACUUCGGGGUUACACAGAAAAUAAACAUCAUUCUGAUUCUUUGAAUCAUCAGUUUUUUAACCAUAGAAUCCCACUUAUUACUGUAUUGUGCAUUUUUUGUUCCAUAUUGCAGGCCCUUAAAGAUGUGCCUCGUCACGCAUAUUACAUUGCCACAAAGGUAACAACUAACUAGCUGUUAAACUAGCAGCUGAAGAGUUGUAAUCCUUGGUGUAUGCAGGGAUAUUGCUAAGAGUUAACAGCCGGCUAAUUUGACUGGCUGACAAAGAGCUUAUGACCUCUUUAAAUUGCUCUGGAAGACAAAGACAUAUGGUGCAAUUUUGAAGGUGCAGUUGAGUGAAAAAGCUGGCUUGACUAAUAAAAGAAAAAUUGCUUAAUAGCUUUUACUUUUAGCUCAACUGUACAUUUCAGUGUGUGGUUUAUAAAAUUUGAAUGUUGAGCGUAAAUCUCAACUUUUCAAACUCAUCAAUAAUUUAUUGAGAAAAUACAAGGGAAAUUAAUGUUUAAUAGGUGUUCGGAAAACGGAUGAAAAACUGCUCUUUUUUGCAUCCCUAAUUUCUCCAGGUAAAAUCAUUUUGUUUGAGAAGUAAUAUUAAGUAUUCGACACAGUAUUUCACCACCAGAUGAAGAACCCCUCAAAGUUCAUCAGAAACACUCUGCUGCACAUCGUAUUUUCAACUCUCUUCUCAGUGUUUCAUCUGGUGUUGAAACACUACCUCUCAUGCUUGAUAUUUUUCAUCUUUAAUAUUGCUAGAUCCAAGCACCCUUGAAAUUACUGGUACAUGUAACUGAAAUAUAAAGAAGCCAAUGAUUGUGCCCAUUUUAAUCUUGGAGUUUAUAUAAAACAAAUGAAUGUUUUUUUUUAUUAAUUUUUUAUUGACACUUCUAACCUGCUCAGCUUUCUCUUUGUUUUAACCUGUUUGUAACUCAAAUGUUCUAAGUGCAACAGAGGGAAAAUAUCAGUGAAGCAAUGCUGCUGUGCCCUGCAGUUUUUUAAGAAAUCCAUUUUUGAAUUUAAAACAAUGAAAUCUGACCAUAAAAUGCCAAAGUGCAAAAUCACAGGAUGAUGAAAAAAUGGGCAAUAAAUCAUCUUCAUCCAUACAUUUAAGGAUUACUACAUUUCAUCUUGUAGGUUUGCCGAUAUGAACCUGAAGUUCAAAAGAUGUUUGAUUUUUCAGCUGAAAGAACUUUGCAAAGUGUGGAUGAAAGCUUAAGGCGUCUUGGACUUGAUUACAUUGAUGUCAUUCAGGUAAUUUAAAAAAGCCUUUUCUGAAGGAUGACGUAGCCAGCCAGUGAAAUAAUUUCGGUUGAUUGUAUUUUUCAUGGGAGUGACAAAUUGCCUUGUUUUUUUAACUUUCCCAUAUCCUGUGCCUGUCCCAAAAAAUUGUGCAAUUUUUAUUGGCUGCAACCUUGAAUCACGUGCAAGUAAAGUCAAAGAACCAAAAGAACGAGGAAGAGUAAUAAUUAAGAACAAGAGGUAUCACACACAAAAAAAUGACCAUGAAAGAAAGGAUCAGAACUUUGAAAACCAGGGGAAUUACAAAAUGCAUUGAAAGUGAUUAUAACCUGAAGAACCACAACAGCUGUGAAACCUACAUACAAACUACUUGUGGGAGGACUAGGGUGCCCAAAGAAAACAAAAGAAAUCCAAGAUCCAACUAAAAGGAAAUAUAAGAAUCAGAAAAAAAAACACCAAACUUUCUGACAUUAUCGACAUAUGUGGAGAUGGUGAUGUCAGCUGCUGUUACACUGGACAUGAGCUGUGAGGAAAUUGCCCUAUGAUAUCCUAAGCAAGGACAGUAAAUAACACAGUGAUAUAUAAUAACCUUACUUAAUCUUUAUCAUUUAGGUUCAUGACAUGGAGUUUGCACCUUCAUUGGAUAUCGUCAUCAAUGAAACUUUACCUGCCCUGCAGAAGGUACAUGUAACCUUUGUUCUUGAAGUGGCAAUAAUUUUAUCUUAAAUGCAUUGUCAUCACCCACCUCCAUGCAAAAGGAAUCCUAUCAUGCUGAUGAAGAGACUUCGUUUAAAAAUUAUUAAUUUUUGUAACGUUUUUGAUUAUUGCAAUUAUUCGGGGAAACUUCUUUCUUGAUCAAGCAGUUUUAAUAAUGAAAAAUUAAUCUUUUUUAUCGCUGGUCAUUGAAGGAUAGUGGUUAAGGCUUAUAGCAUGUGCACUGUGGCAAACUAAAUCACUGUCACAUGAAAGAGAACCUAAGAUAAAUUAUGGUUACCAGAAAUACUAUAUUGAUAUUGAUUUCUCUAGUUAAAGGACAGUGGCAAAGUAAAAUUUAUUGGAAUCACAGGUUACCCUUUGGAAAACUUUCGGUAAGUAGCUAUCAUUAUUAUUGAACAUAAUCAUUCAUCUUUUUUGGGGGAAAACUUUGUGGUUUUUCCUAAGAUAUAUGCAGCAUUGUACUCCUUGGAAAGUCGGCGGGGUUUGAAGCUUACCUUCUUGUAGUUCAUAAUUCGGAUUUGUAGCAUACAUUGCCGUAAAGCUGUCAAGUGGUGGACAGGUGCAGUUUUGAUACUGAACUGAUGUCUUGUUUCUUACCCUGGCCAGUUUCUGUCUUUAUUCCAAAAACAUUAGCUCCUGAGGAGAUGUUGAUUUUAUCUAAAAUUAAUGUAUUUUUUCCACCUCGUUCAGGGACGGGUUGGAGAGGACCCUGAGGUUGUAUUUUUUUUCUUGAUGCUUAUUUAUAAUGUAGUUGUUGAAUAAUUGCCUGACAUGAAAACUUUGCAUGUUUGGCAGUCUUUGUAAUACACCCAAAAGUUUACUUAUCAGUCCCAAAGUCACAUUGGGGCCAUUUAUAAGUAGGAAAAAUAAGACGUCUAUUUUACUUCAUUACUAUUGAUACAUCUUACUUUUAAAGCCCCAAGAAUGUUUAACUGGGGCAAGAGCUUAAUAAAAAGUGACUGAAGGUCUUAGGGAAUCAGUAUUUUAAAAGUAUUAGUUUUAAGAAAAGACAAACAAAGGUUAAAGGAAGAGCUAGAGUAGUGUUUAGGUUAUUUUUUGUUUUGGAUUGGAGGCAGUGAUUUUCAGGCAGUGAUUUUCUGACACGGAAAUUGAUUAAAAUAUUUUCCUGAUCAUUAUUUUAGGACUUUUAUUUUUUUGUUACAGGAAAAGGUGGGAGAAAAGGAGGGGCUAAAUACAGGGUUGUCAUUAAGAGCCGGGGGCCGGGGAUUUUCCCCGGCUACUAAGAGAGUGGCCCCCGGCUACUUUUAUUGGAAAAUAGAAGAAAAAUAGAACCAAAAGAAAUCCCUAGCCGUUUGAUUCCCCGCCUACUUGUUGUGUUUACCCGGCAACUUGAAAUCUUAGUGACAACCCUGUAAAUAACUUUUAAUAAUACCUGUAGGUGAUUAAUUAUAGGUAAUCAAGGCAUUAAUGAUACAGAUGUUUUUUUUUAAAAUUUUACAGAACAGUUCUGGAGAAAAGUGCAAUUCAUAUUGACACCGUGUUAACGUAUUGUCGCUGUACAAUGCAUGACACGGGAUUGCUGGAUUACAUGCAGUUUUUUGAAGUAAGAAUACAUUUUAGUAAUGAAAUGACCAUGUGUUUUAAAGCCUGGUUCCCAUAUGCUGCCGAGCUACCUGCCGAGCUACCUGCUACUGUUCCGAUAUGAGAAGAGAAGUGGCUCGCAACAAAUGCCAAGUGAGUCUUUACUGCCAGCAUACCUGUGAAGUUGACUUGAGUUUGACUUCGCAGGCAUGCUGGUGGUAAAGACCUGCGAUGUCUCUUGUUGCCGGCAGUGUUAUGUCCUAGUAUGUUGGAGUAGUAUUGCAGGCAGUACCAGCAGCUACAUCACAGGUAUUUUGGUGGCAUAUGAGAAGUUACCAGGCUUAAGAGUCACUUAACUAGGGGAAGUCGUGAAACUAAUAAUUAUUAUUGAAACAGUAGUGUCAUUGACAAAAUACACUAUGUGUAUGCUUUACAGUAGAAAAUUGUGUUGAUCCCCUGUACAUGUAACUUGCUAUUUGUUUGAGCAGUAUUAAAAGCAAUUGCAAAUAGUGAAGUUUUGAUGUAACUUCUGUUAAUAAGCACUUUCACAGAAAUUCCUUCAAUAAUUCUUUUACUGUUGUACAAGUAACAUUAAGAUGGAAGGAAAAGCACCCCAGAGAGCUUGCUCACAGGCUAAACAUUUAUUAUACCAAAAUAAUUUCAUUGUACUUAUACAGUACUUUUAUUUUGUAACAACAGAUGUUUUAGUAGGUUUUUUUUUCAAGUUGCAAAUGCAUCUUUGGGUUUGUCAAUAUGUUGACAUAAUUAUUGAAAAAAUAUGUUGGCAGUUUACAAUGUUGAGUGCUAUUCUUUUGUGGCUUAGGAGCACGGAGUAGGGGUUGUGAAUGCCUCUCCAAUAUCCAUGGGAUUGCUUUCUAGUCGUGGUCCACCUGCUUGGCAUCCAGCCAGUGAAACUCUUCGCAGUAAAUGCAAGGAAGCUGCAGAGUUUUGUCAGGUUUGUGAUACUAAGAUAAUAACAAAGAUUUUUGAGAUCUAGUUAUAAUUAUCAAUCUAAAAUCAGGGUUAAAAUAAAAACUUAAAUUCCAGCUUUUUCUUUGGGCAAGUAACUCUGACAUUUUGCUUGACUGGGGCCACUUUGUCCUCAUCUUCUAAAGUUAGCUAUUUUAUUACAGGAUGUUUUUUCUGCAUCUUCGCCCAUUGGGUAAUUAUGCUUUAAAAGUUACUUGCCUAGCAAGAAAAUCUACUUAGUUCAUACUGGACAAGCAGACAAACGUUUUUUUAUAGCUCUUUUAUAAUAAGUUUAUUUCUAUCACACCUAAUAGAUAACAAGACUCUUCAUUUAAUGACUUUAAUUUAUAAGUGACUCUCAAUUGAAUGUCAAAUUGUCCUUUUGUUUCACAAGCAAAUAUAAAACAAUCUGGAAGGAGAAUCUUGAAGUGUAUCGGAUGUUUUCGCCAGGAAAAGGCUUCCAGGGAACUUUUUAAAGCUCAACUAUUUUUUUGUUGCCUUUAAUCCUUUAAUAAAUAAUGUGUAAAACAUGAAGUGCUAUCUUAAAUUUAAACUUGUGAAAAAUCUUAAAAAAUCUUUUUUCGUCUUCAAAACAGAGAUUUCCCUCCAAAAAUGUCUGCCUCAUAGCGCGACCAAAUUAACAAGAGUUAUGUAGAAUGAUUUGUAAGAAUGUAGAGUAAAAUUAACAAGAUGGCGGCAAAUACAAAGGAUUGUUGUUGUCUACAACCCCUGGCUAGUCCUCAAUUUUAUACAAUAAUGAAUUUAAUGUCUUUCAGGCUGAAAAUGUUGAUAUCUCCAAACUUGCCCUUUAUUUUACCUUGGACGUAAACAAUAUUCCCACCACCCUUGUUAGUACUGCAAGCAUUGGAAACCUUCAAAAGAACAUUGAUGCAGUUAGCCAGAAGUUAACAGAUCCAGAAAGAACCCUUUUGGAGUACAUUAUGGACUUGUAUGUGACUUUUGACAAGCUUUAUAAUAUUUGGGGAUCAGUAUUUACAGUGAGACUAGGUACUAAAACCGGGGCCACCUAGACAAAGUUGACCAAUCAGAUGACAGGAAAAUAACAACAUUACAUUCCAAGAAAGUUAGUUGUCAAUCAUAAUUUCCACAAAAUGAAGUAAACAACAUGGAUUGAAAUCAACUAAUCACAACCUACAGACGUGACCUUUUGAACCCACCAAGAAAGCCCAUGUUUCCUGAGAGGUCCGCUAGAGUGAGUGACAGAGGCGAAAAUUUAAAUGUUAGGGUAAUAAGAUUUUGGGUAACACCUUAGUGGCACAAUUUACGCCUCCUGUAUAAACCCAACAUUUUGCCCUAUGAAGUUAGUGUAAACAUUGGGUUAGGGUGUGUAUGUAGGUGGGUAGGAAGUCUAGCAAAGACUUAAAAAAUAGAAUAUUUACCAGGAGUAGUACAUCCAUCCUCCAGCCAUUCACAGUUCACCAAUUUGAAAGAUUUGCCUAUUUUUUUUAACAAAGGGAAAAAAAGAGCCAUUCCCCCCAGUGACUUUUCCAGCAUUUUCCCACAACCUUUUGUUUAAUUAAGAACAUUUUCCUUUGCAGUUUUUUUAGAACAAGUGGCAAUCUUUCAUGGGAAGGUGUUGAAGUUAGAAAAUACUGGCAAAAGAUGAAACAACUCCAGCCUGAUAUGGUUCCAGAACAGCACCGAUGAGGAGAAAUUUUUAGGACUUUGAAUGUGGGAAAAUGUUUUCCUGGCUUGUUAAUCAGCCAGGUAUUGUUAAGAGGUAAUAAAGUGAGAGUUUGUCUACUAGGAAAGAAAGCAAAAAUGAGGGGAAAAAGGUAUUGAGAAUAGUCUAGCUUUCAUUUGAAUGGUCACCCCACAGACCUUUGACAAAUGUGCACAUGUACAAACUCAAAUGUAAGAAUCACAGUCAUGUACAUGCAUGUCUUUAAAGGCAUUUACCAGUAUAGACAAUAUUAAAAGAUUUCAAGAAUUUUAUUAAAAAAGGCAUCUCAGUACUGUUCAAUGGUACCUAGAUCAAUAAAUAACUUUUAAAUUAUUUAAAUAAAUUAUACCUAACAUUGUUUAUGGAGAUAUUGUACUCAAUGAAUUGUUUUGCUCAGCUGGUGCAGAAGCCCUCACCUGAGUAAGUACAUGUAAGACAGGUCUAAAAAACACUGCAUGUACAGCAAAAUCACAUCUGCUAGCAGAGUAACACAUGUAGUUAUGUAGAAAAGAACUACCAGUAUUAAAUGUGACUCUUUGUGUAGUCAUGUGGGUUAGCAGGCAUGCAUACUGUCCAAAGUCCUUAGAUUCAGCAAACAGAGAAGUGCAUGAAGCCC